Molecule: messenger RNA, 4641 nt
Organism: Coregonus clupeaformis (lake whitefish)
Lineage: Eukaryota; Metazoa; Chordata; Actinopteri; Salmoniformes; Salmonidae
Product: receptor-type tyrosine-protein phosphatase epsilon
Exons: 22
Coding region: 590-2695 (701 amino acids)
Biological process (GO): protein dephosphorylation
Molecular function (GO): protein tyrosine phosphatase activity
Source: RefSeq, a predicted model, not a curated record
AGGCGAGCCCAGACAGCGGGGAAGGGGAGGACCGGGGCCAUUCACUGACAGCAGCACAGUUAUGUUCAGAUAAACACAACUCAGUGCUUUUCGACGAGGGGCUGGUCACACUGAAGAAACGGUGUAGUAGGCUACCGUCCUCAGGUUUUCCCCUGAGCUCUCUAGCCACGGACACGAAUACUGGAUAUAAUUGUGAAACCACCACGGUGGUGAGCAUCCCUUUAAGAGCCUCCUCUAAUAAAGGUGUUGAGCAUCCCUUUAAGAGCCGUGUGUGCAGUGUGGAUAUAGUGUGAACCUGCCUGGAGAGCUGGAUGUGGAGCAGUGAGAGUGUCGCUGCCCGGCUCUCUCCUGGACAGAGGGACACAGAGACAUCGGCUACCCGCUGAGCCUCUCUCCUACCUGGGCGGUGAGGCUGGACCUCCACCCUUCCCCUAGCUGAGGACCAAGGGAGCCCUCUAGAGAACCACAGGAGACCUCAAAGCAAUGUGACCACUGACUGAACCAAGCCAGGACCAAACAGGCUGUUAUGGAUCUGAGAAGAAGACACAGAAGAAACAGCAUGCUAUGAAUCCCUGCUUGUCCAGUCACAAUGGUCCCAGUUCUGUUUUUGGUGGCAACCACGAUAACGACCAAUGACACUUCCAGCGGAGACCCGUCAGGUGACGCCGAGUCCCAGAGUCCCCACAUCCUGCCUACCGUGCUCGUCAUCUCUGUGCUGCUUGUCAUCAGCAUACUGCUGGCGUGGUACUUCUUCAGGUUAAGAAACCAGAGAAAGGAGGUCGUCAUAACAGUCGACAAGAAAAUACCAAAUGGAAUCCUGGAAGAACAAGGCGAUAUCGUUGACAUCAUAGACAUCUCAGAGGCGUUAAACACACCAGGUCAGGUAUACGAGCAACAGACAGUGGUGCUGCUCCCCAGAUCCCCCUCUGCCUCUAAAACCUACUCCCCCAUCCCAGUCGACUGUCUGGAGGAGGAGACCAGGAUACGAUCCGCUGACGACGGCAAACUCUUCAGAGAGGAGUUCAAUUCAUUGCCUGCUGGAUAUACCCAGGGGACAUGUGAGGAGGCCAACAAGGAAGUCAACAAAGAAAAGAACAGAUAUCCCAACAUCCUUCCAUAUGACCAUUCCAGGGUGGUGUUAACACAGCUAGAUGGAAACCUCUGUUCGGACUACAUCAACGCUUCAUAUAUCGAUGGCUACACGGACAAAAACAAAUUCAUUGCAGCACAAGGUCCAAAACAAGACACAGUAGCAGACUUCUGGAGGAUGAUAUGGGAACAGAAGACAGCCACUAUCGUCAUGCUGACCAACCUGAAAGAGAGGAAAGAGGACAAGUGUUACCAGUACUGGCCAGACCAGGGCUGUUGGACCUAUGGCAAUGUCCGGGUGGCUGUGGAAGACAUUACUGUGCUGGUGGACUACACCAUACGGAAGUUCUGCAUACAAUAUCAGGCCAGUGACGGCACCAAGCCCUCCAGGCUGGUCACCCAGCUCCACUUCACCAGCUGGCCUGAUUUUGGGGUGCCCUUCUCCCCCAUCGGCAUGCUCAAGUUCCUCAAGAAAGUCAAGACGGUCAACCCCUCCUUCGCUGGUCCCAUCAUGGUCCACUGCAGUGCUGGUGUGGGAAGGACAGGGACCUUCAUUGUGAUUGACGGCGUGAUUGACAUGAUGCACCAAGAGCAGAAGAUUGACGUCUUUGGUUUUGUGUCCAAGAUAAGAGACCAGCGCUCACAGCUCGUGCAGACGGACAUGCAGUACUCGUUCAUCUAUCAGGCCCUGUUGGAAUACUACCUCUACGGCGACACAGAGCUGGACGUGUCAUCUCUGGAAGGACACCUGCACAAACUCCACAACACCCACGCCCCCUUGGACAGGGUCGGUCUGGAGGAGGAGUUCAAAAAACUGACCAACAUGCGGAUAAUGAAGGAGAACAUGAGGAUGGGAAAUCUCCCUGCCAACAUGAAGAAGAACAGAGUGCUCCAGAUUAUUCCAUAUGACUUCAACAGAGUGAUUGUGUCCAUGAGAAGAGGCCAAGAGUUUACCGACUACAUCAACGCAUCUUUUAUAGACGGCUACAGGCAGAAGGACUACUUCAUAGCGACCCAGGGUCCUUUGUCUCACACGGUGGAGGACUACUGGAGGAUGGCCUGGGAGUGGAAGUGUCACUCCAUCGUCAUGCUGACUGAACUACAGGAGAGAGAGCAGGACAAGUGUUUCCAGUACUGGCCCACAGAGGACUCAGUGACCUAUGGAAACUACACUGUAGAGAUCAAGGGAGACACCGUUUGUGACACCUUCAGUCUACGGGACCUGGUACUCACCUACGGCCCAGAUAAGCAGACACGUCUGGUCCGCCACUUCCACUUCCACGGCUGGCCAGAGAUCGGGAUCCCAGCCGAGGGGAAAGGAAUGAUCGACAUCAUCGCCUCGGUGCAGAGACAGCAACAGCAGUCAGGAAACCAUCCCAUCAUCGUACACUGCAGUGCUGGUGCAGGGCGAACAGGUACGUUCAUUGCACUGAGCAAUAUCCUGGAACGGGUCAAGGCGGAGGGGUUACUGGACGUGUUUCAGACGGUGAAGAGCUUACGGAUGCAGAGGCCACAUAUGGUCCAGACCGUGGAACAAUACGACUUCUGCUACCGGGUGGUACAAGACUUUGUGGACAUUUUCUCAGACUAUGCCAAUUUUAAAUGAUGAAAUAUUUGCCUUAAACAUCAUUUUGUUCAAUGUUGUUUUUGAAAUACCACUUGGUCAUGAUUUGCGUUAAAAUGUCCUUAAAAUAAUUAAAUGGUUUUCUAUUUUGCUAUGCACUUGUCCUUACUGUGACUAAAACUCCAUCCCUCGCUGUAAUAUACUGUAUGUCAAUGGGACGAAAAUUGUAAAUGCCAAAAGUAAGAUAAAUAAUGUAUAUCUCACAUCAUGUAUAAAAAAUUAUUUUGUGAUGAAAUUCAAGUGUUAUUUUAACCUUGGUCGCUUUAUUCACAUAUUUAGUUGUUGUAUGAUACUGUACUUUUGUUAAAAUCUUGUUUAUUCAGACUGAGUGUUUAUUGAUUUGACCGUACGUGUAAUAUUUUUGAGUGUGUAGCUAUUGUAAAUGUUUUAUGUAUUGUUGCAGACCUUCCAUUUAUUGCAUUCUAAGAACAUCAUGUGAAUAUUAUUAAGAUAUUCGGACAUUUAUCGAUGACUUCUAUCUGUGACUAGAGGUGAUGACUCAUCUGUCUUUAAUUUUAUUGGAAAUAACCCAUUUUUAAAAUAUUAAGGUCUUUACAAUGCAAGAUAAGUCUUUUUUUUUUUUUUUUUUUUUGAGCCACAAUGUCAAGAACACAAAAAAUAUGCAAAGUAUCGAUAUCAAGUUAAGCCUUUAUUAUUGACUAGGAUAAUAGUAAAAAACAUAUUAAGGAAUUGUAAGAAUUUGUUUCCAUUAAUGUGAUGGAAGUGGAUAGUCUACUUCAGUCCAGCAAAGUGAUAUGCAACUGCACAUAUAAUAUCAAGGUACCAGUAGCACUAAUACUACCAUACUGCAGUUUCUGUCCGUCCACAACGGCAAAUAUUUAGCUAAAGCCACUGCACAUAUUCUGAAGCACAUGUACAUUGCCAAGCAUACUACCAAGGAAUAUUACAGAUACAUUUCAAAUAUGUUAAAUCUGAAAAGUGAUAAUAGUCAUCAUUUGGUAUAUAUAUAUAUAUAUAUAUUGUGUAUUGCCUAAUAUCGGUGGAUACAUCUUAAAUGAAUGCAGUCCUGAACUGCCCAUAUAUCUGAGAAGUGAUAUGUAUUAUUGUACCUAAUUGGAAGGAGUCUGCUGAUGCUGUGCCAAAUAAGUCUAGGAACAAAGCACAACUCAUUCUGAUCUGACGCAACAGUCAGUGUGACGUACAAUGAAAAGAUCAAACGUAAGUGCAUCUAAAUGAACUCAACACAAUAUAAAAAAAAAAAAAGCACAAAGGAUGGACAAAACUCCUUUUUAUUUCAAAUAAUGAUCCUCAAUCUGUUAAUAAAAUAUCCAUGCAAAUGCCAUACCUUUUAGUAUUUAAACAUCUGUGUACAUUAUAGUGUACUGGCUUCCACCAAUCCCGUGAAAUACAGAGAUCCUCAUUAUGACAUCACAGCAUUUACGUUGUUGUGAAAGAUUAGGUCGGGGGGGGGGGAACCCCAACAAAACAUUACCUCAAACGCCAGUGGUGCUUCAAUGCCAGUUUUAUAAGGGCGCCCUUCUAGGAAUCUCAGAUAAGACCACCCGAAGGGUCCAGAAGACCAGACACACGCUCCUCUAUUUCUUUAGAACAUGUUGAAAUAUGUCAUGUCAUGUUGAUACAACAGGGAGGAGGAAGAACUAACCAUGUGAAGUACACAAUUAAACAAGGAAAUCGUCUGUAGAGAUGGAAUUAUGUUUAACAGUUGGAACAUGGAAUUGUUGGAUGCUGUGUCAGAUGUGAUUUGUUGUUCUGGAGGAAUGGCCCAACUUAACCCCGUCUCCCUGGACCUCUUUUUAAUCGGUUCUGUGUUUUGAUAAAGAUGGAGGAGGGUGUUUUCAGGUCACACCUCUUCCACUUUAGUUUUCUGCUUUUCAUAGUCGGCCUCUCUUGGAUUCUCAAUGUCUUUUAAAUGCUGGGUUGCAAUAUUAAAUUAAUUGAAAAACCUA